Glossina fuscipes is the source of this 2102-nucleotide messenger RNA. RefSeq names its product chitooligosaccharidolytic beta-N-acetylglucosaminidase-like. Gene Ontology annotation, biological process: carbohydrate metabolic process; ganglioside catabolic process; glycosaminoglycan metabolic process. NCBI's taxonomy places the organism in Eukaryota, Metazoa, Arthropoda, Insecta, Diptera, Glossinidae. The coding region runs from base 72 to 1886 and encodes 604 amino acids. Gene Ontology annotation, cellular component: membrane. The record is from RefSeq and is a predicted model, not a curated record. Gene Ontology annotation, molecular function: beta-N-acetylhexosaminidase activity. The transcript has 3 exons.
UUGGGAUCACGGUGAUACAUCUAACCUAUCAAUCUAUCAAUGAUCUGCGUCAUCUUAUAUCUUCAAGGAAAAUGGCAACGUUGUUUAUUCUAUUUGGCUUAAUCUUUGUAGCAAAUAUUUAUUUAAUAAUAGGAUUACCGGAAGAUUUGGUCUACGGAUAUGAAUGCAUUGCAAACGAUUGCGUUAAGUUCGAACUAAAUGAAGAGAAUUUGAAGCGGGCUUUAAGUUUGCCAGUAUGUUAUAUGUUAUGCAGUGAUUCGAUCGGCACUCUAUGGCCAAAGCCAAAUGGCAAAGUCAUAUACGAUUCCUAUUUGUUCCAUAUUGAUCUGGGUAAUAUUCUUUUUAAUUCAUCGACAAGUCCCGCUGUAUAUGCUCACUUGUGGAAAGUAAAUGAAGAACGUUUUGCUGAAAGACUACAAAAUAAACUACCAGACAAGGAAAUUAAAAACAAAGGUGGUUAUCCAAUAAAAAUUCUCAUCAAUAUUGAUAAUAGCGAAUUUAAAGAAGUGUCAAAACUUACUCUAAACACCGAUGAAAGUUACACGCUAAACGUUACAAAAGAAGAUAAUUUUAUCAUAGCUGAUAUAAGAGCGAAAAAUUUUUUUGGAAUUCGUCAUGGUUUAGAAACGCUAUCGCAAUUAAUUGUUUAUGAUGAUAUAAAGCAUGAAUUGCAAAUCUUAGGUAACGUUUCGUUAAGCGAUAAACCGGCAUUUAGAUGGCGAGGCUUAAUGUUAGAUACAGCCAGACAUUUCUACAGUGUAAAAUCUAUUAAAAGAACUUUAGAUGCAAUGGCUAUGGUAAAACUAAACACGUUUCACUGGCAUAUUAUUGACAGUCAGAGUUUUCCUAUGGAAAUAAAAGCACGGCCAGAAUUACAUAAACUGGGCGCUUAUUCUCAAAGGAAAGUUUAUACCCAUCGAGACAUUACUGAAAUUGUGGAAUACGGUCGACAAAGAGGUAUAAGGAUUAUGCCAGAAUUUGAUGCUCCCGCACAUGUCUGCGAGGGUUGGCAAAAUAAAAUUUCGGCGACCGCUUGUUUCAAGGCCACACCAUGGUCAAAUUACUGCCCUGAACCGCCAUGCGGGCAAUUAGAUCCGACGAUUAACGAUACGUAUUCGGUACUUCAAGAUAUAUAUCAGGAUAUGUUCAAUCUGUUCGAUCCUGACGUUUUCCAUAUGGGCGGUGAUGAAGUAUUUUUUGCAUGCUGGAGUGACAAACAAUCAAUAGCCGAUUGGAUGACUGGAUUGAAUUGGGACUUAGAAAAUUUAGGUUUUACGCAAUUAUGGGGAAAUUUUCAAAUGAAAGCAAUGCGAACCGUUGAUUCUGUAGCUAAAAACAAGCAAGUGCCAAUAAUUUUAUGGACAAGUCUUUUAACCGAUCCCGUCCAUAUUAACAGAUAUUUAAACAAGAGGCGUUAUAUUAUUCAAAUCUGGACCGAACAAAAUGACUCUCAGGUGCUAGGCAUAUUAGAGCGUGGUUUUCGAAUUAUUGUCUCGAAUAGUGAUGCUUUAUAUUUUGAUUGCGGUGGAUCUAGUUGGCUUGAAGCGGAAACUAAUUGGUGUUCUCCUUACAAUGGCUGGCAAAGGGUAUACGAAAAUAAGAUGGAAAAUAUUGCCAAAGGCUACGUAUCUCAAGUGUUAGGGGCCGAAGCAGCUGUUUGGUCCGAGCAGAUUGAUGAACAAAAUUUGGAUCAACGUUUAUGGCCACGCGCAAGCGCUUUAGCUGAACGUUUAUGGUCAAAUCCAAGCGAUAAUUGGCAAAAGGCUUUAGCUCGUUUACGGUUACAUCGCGAAAAUUUAGUUAAAAACGGUAUUGCGGCCGAGCCUAUACAACCCGAAUGGUGCCUUCAGAAUCCAAAAAGCUGUCUCAUAUCGUCGCAAUUCUGAAUUAACUAUUUAUAUAUAUAUCUUCAUUAUUCAUUAUCCUAUAACCAUUAUUAGCGCUACGCGUCUUAGAUGUUAUUAUUUAUUAUUCAGCCUGAUCUGAAUUUCAUGAAAAGUGAGUGACGUUAGCCACACAGUAACAAGUGCCACUUUUGUUUAAUACACAAUACAAUUUUAAAUAUUUUCAUUACUUUAGCGCAUUUGAAGGUAUCCUUGGAU